AUGAAUACGGUUGAACAUCCAGUAUUGGAAUUUGUUCAACUCAUUAUUCAAUCAUCUAAAGUAGAUAGUGAAAUAGAAAUACAAAAGUACAUUGAUGGUACACCGAUCGAUGAUAUUAUUUCAUGGAUAUUGUAUCUACAAACUCAACAAGAAGAUGACACUGACACUACUGCAGAUGAUGUCAAUCUACGAUCAAACUCAAAUCGAUUCUUCCUACUACGUAUUGUACAACAAUCUAUAAACAAACCUUUACUUGUUAGAUUAUUAAAAUCAAAAGUUACAGAAUCAAUCAAACAAACCAAAACCAUCAAGAAUCUAGAUACUAUCAUUGAAGCAAUUCAAUUAGUAUCUGAUUUACUUUAUCCAAUUGGAGAAUGGAAUGAUUAUUUUAAAACAUUGAUUGAUUUGAUUCAAAACGAAAAUGACGAGCCAUCAAGAUAUGCAGGAAUGAGAUUAUUGGUUAAAGCAAAUAAAAGGUUUCAUAAUAAUAUCAAAUAUAAAUUAGAGUUGCUUAAAAUGGUUGCAGUGACUGGACUAAAAGACAACACUACGACGAGAAUUAGAUUCGCAUCAUUGGAUUUAUGUAUCAAAUUGUAUCCAAAGAAAUCAUCAAAACAUCAAAUAAUCGAUCAAGCCAUUCCAUUAAUCAUGCCAAUCAUCGGUCAAGCCUAUCAAGUAGGUGAGAUUGAAUUGGUUGAAAAGGGUCUACGAGUAUUAUUGCGCCUUUCAAAGAAAAAGUCAUAUACAAAACACUCUAUAAUCUUCAUCGACACUCUGCUACCAAUAAUAGUAGAUCAACCAGUAGCAGAAAGGUCAUUGGUUGAACCAAUCAAAGAAAUGUCAUACAAAUUGUUAAUGUCUGUUAAAUGGAAACACCAAAAACACCAACUCGAACCAUUCAUAUCAUCAAUCUUUUCAAAUGUUGUUGAUAGAGUUGAAGACAAUUGUCUAGACAAUUGGAACAAUUCAACAACAAAUGGACCAGACAUUGAUGAUGGUGCAAACGAAAUGAUUAGAAAAUUGGUAGAGAAUUUGGUAAAACCAGAUCUAUGGACUAGUACUCUAGAGGAAUGUAAAAAGCGAGUCAAUUCAGUAUGUUGGAGAGAUCGAUAUGCUGCAUUGAUAAUCAUUACGAAAAUGGUUCCAGAGUUGAAUGAAAUUUUUGAAGAGAAUGUUCAAAAAACUUUGGAAAUUGAAAAUCUUAUCAACAUAGAAGAAAGUUUUCCAACUAUUAUGGUUCAACAAUUAAUAUCUACCAUUGAAAUUGCUGUUCAAGAUUCAAAUGAUCGUGUAAAAUUAGCUUGUUGUCAAUUUGUUCAAUCAUUUUUAGUACAUUGUAAAGAGGAUGCAUUAAAAUCAAUGAAACCAAAUAAUUUAUUUAUUGCACUUGAACAUCUAUUGGAAUCACCACAUCCUAAUGUUGUAGAAUGUGCCCUAACUACAUUUACAAUUGCCCAAAGAAGAGAUAUUUCUUACAAUUUCUUUUCAAAAACAAUUAUUUUAAAGAUGAUUGAAAACUAUAAGUGUAAAUCACCUAUUGCACUUGGAGCAAUAAAAAUAUUUAUAGAAAAGAAUGGAAAACGAUUUUUAAAGCAAUUUAAAUCUUUAUUCCAAAAUGUCAGUGGUCAACGAGACAAUUUUAAUCUAUUAUCCGAAUAUAUCGAAAUAUGUGCAACGGCAUCGAAAAGUCUUGGAAAGGAUUAUUCCAUAUACCUAGCACCAACAAUGAAAAUCAUUUUGGAUAUACUCAAUCAAGAUAUUGAACCAACUGGUGAUUAUAAAAAGGAUGAAGCUCACAAGAGAUUUAGAGUUGAUGCAUUGAAAACUCUCAAACCCUUUUUAAAAUCUUGCAAAUCUAUCAUUUCUCCAUAUCUCGAAUCAUUGGUCGAUGCUUGUACAAGAUCAUUUUCAGUUUCUGGUCAAGACUAUAUUAGUUUUGGGGCUACCAAAUUACUACUCGGCAUUUGCAUCGAAAAAUAUAAUGUCAAUAGUCAACAAACCAAAACCCUAUACUCUAGAAUAGUGAAUAGUAUCUUGGAGUCUUGUAGUCUGAGUGGGACACCUAUCAAGUAUCCAAAGCAAAGGUUGGUCAUUGCUUGUCAAUUGACAGAAAUGAUGGAUGACCAUUUCAUGACAUUUGAACAGAUUCAAGAUUCCAUUUCAAAAGUUUGGAUUGUUAAAAAGAGAUUUUUUGGUCUUUUGGAUGGAGAAGAGGAUGAAAUUGUUGGCCAAAUCACUUCUGAUAAUACACUACCAGAAUUAAUUGCAACUCUCUAUAAAUUGGUUGGUCAAAUUGUCAAAAAAAAUCAAGACAUUGCAAUCAAUGUAAUUGUGAAGCGAGAUAUUGUACAAGACACUCUACAAGUAUUGGUUGAUAGAUCAGAAAAUGAAACGCUACAUAUAUCAAUACUACAAAUGUUUGCAGAUAUUUGUGAAUAUGGUGGUCAACCAAGUAUUGUAUUGUUGUAUCCUCUAAUCAUUCCAGUCAUGAUUGAUCAUCUUUCAAGUGAAAAUGUAGAGAUUGCACAUUUAGCAGCAGUUGGUUUGGGUGUGGCUGCUGUCAACAGCAAGGAGCAAUUUGCACCCUAUGUAUUCAAUGUAUUGAUGCAACUCAAUGAUCUCAUUUCUUGUAAUGAAAAUAGAAAGAAAAAGAACAAAGUUCCAGCAACUGAAAGUGCCAUAUCAGCAAUUGGUAAAUUGAUUAGACAUGUCCCUCAAUUGGCUCCACAAGUCGGACAAAUCAUUCCAGAUUGGCUAGAGAGACUACCCGUAAAAAAACACAAAGAAAAUGUACAAUGUCUCGAAAACUUGUACCACAUCAUGCAAUUAUAUCCAAACGAGUGUCUUGGUGGAAAUCAAAUGACAAAUGUUGAUCGAAUCAAACAUAUUGUAUGCAAAUACACAACAGACACCGAAUUACAAACAAGAGCCAAACAAAUGUACAAAGAUCUCAAACAAAACUACUCUAAAUUGGUUACCUACAAUAGAGGUCAACAAGCAUGUGAUAAUAUUCAAUCAUUAUUAUCUAUUUUGAUUAAAGAGACUGAAGAGGAUAAUCAAAAAGAUUGA
Cavenderia fasciculata is the source of this 3069-nucleotide messenger RNA. RefSeq lists its product as uncharacterized. The transcript has 5 exons. Gene Ontology annotation, molecular function: nuclear import signal receptor activity. The coding region runs from base 1 to 3069 and encodes 1022 amino acids. Gene Ontology annotation, biological process: protein import into nucleus. The record is from RefSeq and is a predicted model, not a curated record. Gene Ontology annotation, cellular component: nucleus; cytoplasm. NCBI's taxonomy places the organism in Eukaryota, Evosea, Eumycetozoa, Acytosteliales, Cavenderiaceae.